Molecule: messenger RNA, 3121 nt
Organism: Linum tenue
Lineage: Eukaryota; Viridiplantae; Streptophyta; Magnoliopsida; Malpighiales; Linaceae
Source: the annotation of a GenBank genome assembly
AUUUGUACAGCGGAAGAAACGAGAUAGAGAGAUGCCGACUGGCGCCUCCCGCGUCAAGUCGAGACGUCGAAAGUCUCAAAUGGCAGAAAACGACGAGAGAGAACGCCAAACAACGGCCUUACGCGGAGUCCUUCGCCCUCCUCUCUUCUUCUCUAUGAAAGGAUUCCUCCGCCUUCGUUCCAUGGACUGUCAGUUCCGAUCGCCAUGGAAUCCUCCUCCACCUCCCUCGCCGCUAGGUUCAGGUUCAGAGACCAUCCGCAGUCGGAGAACGUCAGCGAGUCCGACACAGACACCGAGAUUUCUUCCGAGUCCGCCGUUAAGGAGGAUGAGGAAACCCAGCUCGAUUCCAUGACUGCCAAGGGGAUCAAGCGUCUCUGCAUGGAAUUGCUGGAGAUAAAAGCAGCAUCAGAUGAAGAUUUUCAUAAGAAUAUCUUCUCGAAUUAUUCUUCCUUCCUUGGAAUAUUUGAGGAGGUAAAGGACAUUGAGAAGGAGCUGAUGCAACUGAAGAAUCAAGUUUUGAUUCAAAAGAAGCUUGUUAACAACCUGAUCAAUGGUAUCUAUCUGAAGACCUUGACAGACCUACCUGAACUAGCAGUAGAAAACGAGCUUGAAGAACCGCCUCCUGUAAGUAUGCUUGAGGAUCACAUAAAUGAUGUGGCAGACAUGCUGGAUGUACUUCUUGCGGAAAACAGGGCAGAUGAAUCCAUAGCUUAUCUUGAAAAGGAGGAAGAUAAUUUGCGCAGGGUGCAGCGCAAAGGUGAUAUAUCAGCAGAUGUACUAAAGUCAUAUUCUGCCGUUCUUUCGGAAAGAAAGGACAUGCUUACAUUGCAAUUGACUUUGAUUGCUGAAAAUUCAAGAAUAGCUGCUCCAGAACUUCAGAAAGCACUUUCUGGACUCUGCAAACUGGGUGACAGCAGCCUCGCAACUCAGUUGUUGCUAAAAUAUUACCAUUCUCGCAUUGUGGCAGGAAUAGAUGAAUUGGAGAAUUCAGAGUCAUUUUUAGUUGGAAUGUAUGGCAGAGACCUCUCUAAACUUGUAUUUGCCAUGAUAUCCCAAGCAGCAAGGAGCUUUGUCAUGCUUCAUGGGAAAAAAUCCAGUUAUGAUUCUGAACUGGUUCAGUGGGCACGUGAAGAAGCUCAAGUAUUUGUUAGUUCUUUUACUAGAUAUGCAAAAUCGAUCUCAGAUGUUAGCUGUGGACUGUCGACAGCUGUAGAAGCUGUCCAAUUCGCUCUGACAUAUUGUUCACUCUUGGAGUCUCAGGGAUUGACAUUGCAGCCUUACCUGAUCAAGCUUAUUCGACCCUGUGUGGAAGAAGUUCUAGAGGUGCACAUAGACCAUUUCAAGAAGGUCAUUGGCAUCUUUACAGCAACGGAUUCUUGGGUUUUAAGUAGGUAUCUCAUAUCUGGAAUCCUGAAUGAAAACUACUCUUCUAUGGUAUUUGGGGAAGAAUCAGAAUACUGCUUACUCACCAAUAGUGGGCGGAAGUUUGUAACUUUGUUGCAGGCUAUGACUGAAGAUGCUGUUCCUUUGGUUGCUCUCCGAAUGGAAGGUUCCAUUCUCAGAGGGCUUAUGAAUCUUUUCAUGGAGUACAUGUCUAUCCUUGAAACAGCUAUGACACAUGACAUUUACUCCCCUGAGAAAAGUGAUUCAGAGUUUAUUUGUGCUGAAUCACUACCACAACAAGUUUCAAUUCUGGCAAAUCUGUCCACACUUGAACAUUUCUACUCUAGCACCAUGACCAGUAUUUUUGGGGGCAUAAAUCGUAUCAAUUCUGAGCUAAUGAGCAACCAGCCUAUGGGUUUACAACAGCAGCAACUCGAAGAGUGCGUGUUAUUCAUCCAAGAGGCAUCUGGUAGGCUCAGGUCCUUUUUCUGUGAGCAAUAUGUUCACAGACUAAUGUCACUGGAAACUGAGUCGAAGCUGAUCCUCGAAAGAUAUAGUGCUAGUAAGGAUGAUCCUGGCUGGGUUGAUGGUGUCAUGCCCUCUCCUGCCUUUCAGGGGCUGUUCUUAGAACUCAAGAAAUUAGAAAAACUUGCUGAAGACCAAGUCUUUGAAUCCAGUUGGGUGAUGGAUUUAAUAAGUGAGCUCAUUGAUGCCGUAUUUGUCUGGAUUUCAAAGAACAAAAAGAUUUGGGAGAUGGACGAACAAGUUUCAACUAGUUCUGAAGGUUUGAAACAGUUUGUUCUUGACAUGCAUUUUCUAAGGGAGAUCACAAAGCUUGGAGGAUACUUCUCUGAGAACCCUUCAGCACCUGUUGCUCUGUUGGAAGCUGCAUUCGUCUCAGUUGGGCUCGAUCCUGACAGAGAAGCUGCUGGUGACGGUGAUAGAUGGGCCAUAAAUGCAGCAAGCGAAGCAAUCAAACGGCUAGUGGAAAUCGAACAAGCAUCUUCUCUUCUUGAUCAGGAAAUUCCUGGUGUUGUAAUGGACGAGCUGCAGGAAAGUCAUACCGAGCUAAUCAGUGAACCAAUCAACGAUGAUGGGCAAAGUUCUUCAGAUGAAUCCUCCCGAGUGGUCACUGCAGAUAUGUUAGAUGAUGCAAUGGACAGAGCGAGAAUAACAGCAAACACGGAGCUAAGCAGUCAGCAUUUGGAAGCAGCCUCAGAUCAUUGGACACCCUCGAUAGGGUCUUCACCGGAUGUAGAAGAAGUGAUUGGCUACGAGAAUGAAGAAGCAUAUGAAAGGUUUGAGUUUAACGAGGAUGCAAGCUUCAAGCAAGUUAUGCCGACUACCAGCCCAUCUGCUAAAGCUCCAGAGAAGACAGGGAGGUUUCAGGGAGAGGGACGAUUGAGCCGACGCACGAGGGCUGGCAAAGGUUUCAUCGGUGAGCUGGGGAGUGAUGAACUAGAAGCAGAGUCACCCUGAACAUUUACAUAAGGUUGAGGCGGGUUUGAUUUGUACCAUUAGCUGCUUGCACUUUCAAAUGAUGGAUGACCAACUAACCAAUGCUGCUUCCCCAAAAUCUCCAAUCAUCACCAUUAGAUUUUUGUCAUGAGUUAUUUUAAUAACGACUAUGAAUGGUUACUUUCAAUGUUGUUGUAAACAUAAUGAUGCAGAUCUUUGUUUUGGGGGACAAACGAAAUAUUUGCUCCGGAGAAUUAGGAGCGGCGGAAGCUUUCACGGA